AUGCUCGCCACGAAGAUCCUUUCUGUGCUCGCCAUCGCGCUGCCCGUCUUUGCUGCGCCCGUCGCUGGUAGGUCCAUGAGAACAGACUACCAUACACGGGCUGAUACUGACCUUAAACGGUUUCUUCCUUCCAUCUUGGAAGACUCUGCCUCCCCCGCGGCCGCCAUGGGCUUUGACAAGAGGACGCUCCAACGCGAGGCUUCGUCGCGAAUCGCCCUCGCCCGAGCACGCGCCGCCCGCAAAGCCAAGCGCUCCGUCCGAGCCUCAGAAUCCAAAGACUUGGCUACGCGCAACUUUGAGGACGCUUACUCUGCGGUUGGUCUAACUCGACGAGACUUUGAGAGCCAAGCCUUGAGCAAGCGAUCGCAGCCGAGGAUUCGUUGCCGACUUGGCCGAGAGGGUGAGUUGUGAACUCAGCGUUUGUCGCGUGCACAGUGGACAACCUUGGCAUGGAGAGGCUGACUCUAGCAUAUGUUUUUUCUUACUCCACUGCUCCCAGCUAACGCCCAAGCCAACGCGGACGCCCUCUGUGUUCGUCAGCUCCGAGGCAAGCUUUCGUACGACCCCAAGGUCGCGACCGUCACCUGUGACCAAGUGUGCACCGUCAGCUGCCCGAAGGGAUACACCUCGCAGAUCACCGAUAGAUCCACGGCUUGCAUCAAAAACGUCGACAAGUGCAAGAACAAGACUUGCGCCCAGAGCGAGAACGGUGUGUCCGGCUGCGCCGACGGAAAGUGCACGCUCCAAUGCACCACCCGCGGCUACACCCUCAGCAAGGACAAGACCGCGUGCCUCGCUUUCGGCUCCGACCCCCUCAACUGCGGACGUGUAAGUCGGCUAGAACGGACACUUUCAGCAUCAUCGAAAAAACUUUAUUAAACACCUACUGGUGAUUGGCAUACACAGGAAGGCAAUAAGUGCGGCGCCUCGUACGACAGAAAGUACGCCGCCUCUUGCGUUACGGGCGAGUGCAGCCUUGGUCCGUCAUUCUCUUGCAUCUCCUAUGGGACCACGUCCACCAUCAGGGACUGACCACUUCCCUCCCUCCAUAAACUUUUACAGAUUGCCCCAGUGGGUUCAAGGCGGGCACCAACAAGCGCAGGCAAAAGACUUGCGUCAAGGCUUGA
Molecule: messenger RNA, 1127 nt
Organism: Microbotryum saponariae
Lineage: Eukaryota; Fungi; Basidiomycota; Microbotryomycetes; Microbotryales; Microbotryaceae
Source: the annotation of a GenBank genome assembly